AUGCCACAAUCAACAUCUGAAAGUGGUUCUGGAGUUGGCGUGACCACCUCCGUCGUAGAAAGUCAUCAGUAUCAGGCUGACCCGAACACCACUGUUACUCAUACGACCAUAACGUAUACCAAUGAGGAAUCAGUUCCAUCUGGAAGCGCAGAGCCAAAAUACGGCAGCAAAGAUCGAACAGCAAAGAAUAGGCCCAAGAUGGUUGUCCCAAAUGCUAGUGUGCCAGUGUUGAGCCCACUAUUUCUACGUUGCAACCCUAUUCAAAGAGCCAUAUGUGCUAAAGUUUCUGGAACACACUUGUCGACCCCCAAAGAAAAAGUGGUAUAUUGGAAAGCUGAGAUGGGUUAUUCCGCUCGGUAUCUUUUAGCUCCAACAGCAGAAACACCUGUACAAUGUACAUUCACUAUGCCUGCACUAUUAGCUCGAGUGGCAACUAUACAACAUAUCAUAAAUACUCCAAUUCUCAAUGUUAGCGCAUUCUGCUUACCGCCAAAACAAAGAGUCAAGAAGCAAAAAAUCAUAAGGAAAACUGCUUGUGCGCAUCUGAUGCUACCUCCACAAGGGCCAUUACAUGCAGAAGUUUUGAAACCUUUAUGGGAAACACUCGUUUUCACAAUCGCAUAUGGAAAACAUCUGGCUGUUGAAUAUCGGAUACCAAAAAUAACUCCUCUUAAGGUAGUUCUCAUCAAAUGUGAAAAGCAUAAGGUCAAAGAAGUAGAUGCCAGGACUUUGUAUAAAAAAGUGAAGAAACAAGAUAUCGAAGUAUGGAAAGCUAACGAACCACAUCAGAUAGUUCUGACUACAGUAGAAAGAAGCGACCCACAAAUGAUAAAACGCAUAAGACUUGAGCAAAACCCUCUGUUCGACAGAAUGCCACCUUGCUGCGAUGUCGCUGAAGUCGAUUAUCUGACAACAGAGCAGACCACAUAUAAAACGAAGACUAAUACCGGAGAGACGACUCAAGAAGAGAAGCAUACGUACGUAGAUCACCAGCUGAUUCAAAGAUGGGAGAAUACGGUACACAUGGAGAAUAGAAGGCGGCAGAUUGAUUAGCGCAUUGUAAAAAAAAAGAGUUAAGUGAUCAAAGAUUGAUAUUUCACCAUAUUCAAAAUCUAGCUAUCAAGUGAUGGUGCAGCAAUCGCAAUAAAUUG
This is a messenger RNA of Cylicocyclus nassatus, 1151 nucleotides long. The record is from the annotation of a GenBank genome assembly. NCBI's taxonomy places the organism in Eukaryota, Metazoa, Nematoda, Chromadorea, Rhabditida, Strongylidae.